Messenger RNA from Drosophila miranda, 325 nucleotides. RefSeq names its product F-box/WD repeat-containing protein A. The record is from RefSeq and is a predicted model, not a curated record. Bases 9 to 242 code for a protein of 77 amino acids. The transcript has a single exon. Lineage: Eukaryota; Metazoa; Arthropoda; Insecta; Diptera; Drosophilidae.
CUGAAGAGAUGAGGACGAUAAAGUGCCGCUUCGUGGUGCUCCUGUUGGCCCUGCAUUGCCUCGCCUGCGUUGGACUUGGAGUUGGAGCAGCACCCAUUGGCGAGCAUGUGGAUCAUGCUGGCUGCAUUCGGAUAACGAUAGUAAAGCGGCCACUGGCGACCCCGACAACCACAACGACGACGACCACCACCACCACCACCACCACAACGACAACGGCGGCCACCACAGUAGCCACUGGCUGAAGAUGCAGAUGCGAUGGAAUUCGAAUUAGAUUUCUGUAUUCGAAUGAAAUAAAAGCCCAAGCGAAAGGCGGAAUCAUGUUAAU